Molecule: messenger RNA, 1932 nt
Organism: Myodes glareolus (Bank vole)
Lineage: Eukaryota; Metazoa; Chordata; Mammalia; Rodentia; Cricetidae
Gene: Lto1
Product: LTO1 maturation factor of ABCE1
Source: RefSeq, a predicted model, not a curated record
GCCGUCUCUACCCGCCGUGCUCCGCGCAGCACGGGCGGAAGUGGCUUCCUCCAGCUGACAAGCCGGGUGUUUGUAGCCGUUCCUCGCCAGGUAGCGACUACUACACAGAAUGGCAGGAGUGCGAGGGCCCGGGGAGAAACGGGCCGCCGCCACGGUUGUGGAGCAGGACAUGUUCGACGCCGUCGUGAUGGCGGAUGAGAGAUUCCAUGGGGAGGGGUAUCAGGAAGGCUAUGAAGAAGGCAGCAGCUUGGGGAUCGUCGAAGGAAGGCAGUAUGGCACAUUACACGGAGCCAAAAUUGGAUCUGAGAUUGGGUGCUACCGUGGCUUUGCUCUUGCAUGGAAGUGUCUCCUACACAGUGGUACAGGCGAGAAAGACAGCAGGAAGAUGAAGGUGGUGGAGGCGCUGAUCACACUGCUGCAACACUUCCCCUAUGAUGACCCCACUUACGAGAGGCUCCAUGAAGACCUGGACAGAAUCAGAGGGAAGUUCAGACAGCUAUGCUCACUGCUCAACGUGCAGCCAGACUUCAGGGUGACCGCAGGAGGCUCCAGACUUGCGUUUUGAGGACUCAGAAGAGCACAUGUCUGCACAUUAAGUGUCAGAGUGAUUAAAGGCGAGCCUGAGUGGCACCCGUUGUUCCAUGAGAGGACCAGUGUGGCCUCUUCCCUAAACUCUCACUGGCUGGCUGGCCAGCCGAGAUGUCACUACCCUGCCUUCUCCACAGGGUCCUGGCAGCACCCUCAAGAGAUUGCUCACUGCUGGCCAGACGACAGUCUGUCUGGUAUCAUUGUCCUGAAAGCUGCUGGAGUCCUCCGGUGCCAAGAUGCUGAGGUGUCCUGUCACAUUCUGCCGUGGACUUGCUACCACAGGUAGCAGUUACUAGUUCCUCCCUUGUCUCUGCCCCCUUUCCCUCUCAGCUCUUUGUCUGUUCCCCCAUUCCCCUCACCUUGUAGAUAGGUGUUAGAGUCCCCACCCAUCAGCAUUGCCACAGCCGCCUGUCUGAUACCUCCUGUGUUCUCAAGGGCCCCAUCCAAUCCCCAGCACACUUUGGUCACCCCAAAAGGUCUCUGGAUCCCAGUAUAGACAGUGCAGAGGAGCAUUCUGCCAUGUGGGUGUGUCCCUCUUCCCCCACUGAGAUGGCUGUGUCUCCUGUGAAAGGUGACAUAGUCAUGAGAAGGAUGCUCCUUCUAAAUGUCAUCCCGCGCAGCUGAUACUCAGAACUGCCAUCGACAACCACAGGGCGCUGCGGUGAAGCUGCACCUCAGGGUGGUAGAGUGGCCCCUGUGGAACGUGUGUCCUUAAUGUCACUACUGAGCUGCGAGCUAAUCCCCUGCCUUCUCAGACCAUGUCCUGUGAGCUCUAAGUGUCUCCACUGCUGGACUGUUUUCUGUCACCCAUCUUACCGUGUUGUGGCCGGCUCUCUGGCAGAGUGGCCUUGCUGUGACUUUAGCUUUGAUGCCAUCCCUUAUGAGCGGCAGUGUGUCACAUGCUGGAGGCCAGAGGUGUCAGGACUGGCUCCUCCCAAAUCUCUGCUGAGCCUGCUGCCUGUGUCUCCUGCACAGCUGUGUCCUGACUGAACAGGGACUACCAGUGAUCUCAUUCUCCCUCAGUCACCUACAGAUUUAUCUGCAGUCACAGGGCAGGGCUUGUGACCGCCAGCUCUGCAGGAUCUGGAAUCACCUAGGAGACACACCUCUGGGCAUGGCUGUGAGGGUGUUUCCAGAGAGGCUUAGCUGAGGAGGGAAGACCCACCCUGAGUUUGCUCUGUCCCGUGAACUGGAGAAAGCAAGCUGGGUGCCAGUGUACAUGUCUCUCUGCCUCCGGACUGGAUAUAAUGUGACUGUCUGCCUCGGGCUCCUGUUGCCAUGCCUCCCCACCCCGAUAACUGUCACCUUAUUAACUGUGACCCAAUAAACCCCUUCAUCCCUUAA